This is a messenger RNA of Vanrija pseudolonga, 1180 nucleotides long. Its product is annotated as 60S ribosomal protein L19-2. Bases 1 to 780 code for a protein of 259 amino acids. Gene Ontology annotation, biological process: translation. The transcript is spliced from 4 exons. The record is from RefSeq and is a predicted model, not a curated record. Lineage: Eukaryota; Fungi; Basidiomycota; Tremellomycetes; Trichosporonales; Trichosporonaceae. Gene Ontology annotation, molecular function: structural constituent of ribosome; RNA binding. Gene Ontology annotation, cellular component: cytosolic large ribosomal subunit; ribosome.
AUGCUCAGUCUGGCGGGAUGCAGGCUGGGUACGCAGGCUGGCCACAGGCUGGCCGUGUCCCUCCCGCCAGGCCAGCCUGCCACCCACCGUCCGUCCCACUGUCGCUCCCUCGCCGCUGCUCCUGCUGCUGCUGUCUCGUCGAGUUCGAGGUCACGUCUAGCUUUCCAUCCCUCAAGUCCUCGACCAAAAAACCAAAUGGUUAACCUCGCUAUUCAGAAGCGUCUCGCUGCCUCCGUCGCCGGCGUUGGCAAGCGCAAGAUCUGGCUCGACCCCCAGGAGGCUGCCGAGAUUGGCCAGGCCAACUCGCGCUCGGGUGUCCGCAAGCUCCUCAAGGACGGUCACAUCAUUGUCAAGCCCACCGUCAUCCACUCGCGCGCCCGCACUCGCGAGCACCUCGCCUCGAAGCGCCUUGGUCGUCACACUGGCGCCGGUAAGCGCAAGGGUACCGCCGAGGCCCGUAUGCCCACCAAGGUCCAGUGGCUCCGUCGCAUGCGUGUCCUCCGUCGCCUGCUCCGCAAGUACCGCGAGUCUGGCAAGAUCGACAAGCACCUCUACCACUCCCUCUACCUCAAGGCCAAGGGUAACACGUUCAAGAACAAGCGUGUCCUCAUGGAGCACAUCCACAAGGCCAAGGCCGAGAAGCUCCGCACCAAGCACCUCGCCGACCAGAUGGAGGCCCGCCGUAUCAAGAACAAGGCCAUGCGCGAGCGCCGCGCCGCCCGCAUCGCCGAGAAGCGCCAGGGCAUCACCGAGGUCGAGUCGCACGAGGCGCAGCAGUAGGUUUUGCGCGCGUCUCGCCUUGUAGGAUAGUCAUGGAUGGUCUCUCAGGCCUUGCACUGCGCGUUUGGGUGAAGUGGGGCAAGGGCAGAGGAAGAGGCAGAGGAGGUUGAAGGGAGUUCCGGGCGGGUGUCAGUCGCUGCAGCACAGCAGAAGGCGCGAGAAUAUGUUCUGUUUGUCGUGGUCGAGGCCAGCUGCUCUACCAGCAUAUCUGAACAUCGAGAGAUUGGAGUACACGAGCGGGUGCCGAUUAAAAUUAGCAGAACUGGGAGUGGCCGAGUGGCACUUUGCAAGGUCGGGUGACUGACCCUCCUGUCCAUGCCAACCAGCCCAACCCACCACACUCUCGCUGCACUCCUACUCCGCGAUGCUAAUAUCUGCUGCAUGCUCCCCUCUACCCCGC